Molecule: messenger RNA, 3324 nt
Organism: Girardinichthys multiradiatus
Lineage: Eukaryota; Metazoa; Chordata; Actinopteri; Cyprinodontiformes; Goodeidae
Product: cortexin-1-like
Exons: 2
Coding region: 1085-1465 (126 amino acids)
Source: RefSeq, a predicted model, not a curated record
GUAAAGUAGCGCACAGCAGCAGCGACAGAGCAGGAGGAGCAGAUUUUAAAGUUUGAGGCUGCAGCGGUCCGGACAGAGCGGGCACUCAUCCCUGCAGGACUCCAGAACCAGGUGCGGAAACCUGGCUCAGCUUUACCUAGAACAUCUGAUGCCGAAAGGUCUGAUAACUCUGCUGAGGACUACUGGAACAAGCGUUUAAGUGGAUUUAGCUUCUCAAAACAUUUUCUGCCUCUUGUUGCUUCUGUACUUGACAAGGAAGGCAGUUUUUUGAAGCAACCAUACAGAAGGGGGAGGCGAAGAAAGGAACUUGUUACAAUAUUUGACAGUACUGACCCAUAUUUCAUGCUUCAGCUAGCGAAGGGGAAACUUUGCAUUUAGCAAGCAGCAUCAUAGAAGGUUGUGAGCUGUUUAACAUUCAGGGCCAUUAAUCAAGUGACCUCCAGGUCUAAUUAGCUGCAUACAAAACAGCCACACACGUAUGCAAACAGUCGCAUCUGGUUGCUGAGGUGAUCUGUUUGUAACAGGACGCGCAGAAGCUCAGAAACAGCCAAACCCAGUUGGGUGUUAGAUGUCCACCUGCACUUUAUCACCUCUCUUGGACAACACUGACCUUGGCGGAGAAUAGAGAUGUUUGUUUGAGUUUGUUUGCAUUAGUGGAAGAUGGUGGCAUGCCCUGUAUGCUAUGAUUGAGAGUGACAAAGACACCCGAUGAUGAUUCUGUGGCUCUGAUAAAAAGGGAAAAAGAAUUACCGCCUGAGGCACGGAUGCUGAAAUAGGAAAGUGGCUGAGCAUCAUCAGACUUUUUGAGUCACAUCCUCAAAUAAGUGACACACAAAAGUAGUCCAUGCUAAUUGAGAACUGCACGUGUGCAUCUGUCUGACACGUUGUCUGAGAAGAUUAAAGUCAGAACUCUUGUAGGUCAUGUCACUUUAACUUACGUAGCUUUGACAGCAUCAAGUGGCCACCGGAUGAAAAUGUGUGACACAUCACAAAAACAAACACCUUAGACAAAUACAUAACAUCAGUCUGCCUGUCUGUCAACAUCAAAUAUAAAAGUUGCAUGCUGACUUCUUGAACACCCCUCAUGAACGUCUUCCCCUUCUUCUCCAUACCUCAACCCAACACGCCCACCAUCCAGUCGGUGUGUAAGCCCCGUCUCCGGGCCCCUUGGAGAAUGAACAAUGCACCCACACUUGACUACGAGUCGCUGCUGUCCCCGGCCAGCUCCUCCCUGCCCAGCAGUCCAGGGGGUGGCGGUAGCAGCGCCCCCCUGGCCUUGGUUGCAGUGGACACAGAGCAGCGCACCGCCUUGGCCUUUGUAGGCCUCCUCAUGCUCUUCUUGGUCUUCCUUCUGGUCAGAUGCUUCAGGAUCCUGCUGGACCCAUACAGCCGCAUGCCUGCGUCCUCCUGGACUGACCACAAGGAUGGAAUAGAGAGGGGUCAGUUUGAUUAUGCACUGGUAUAGCGUACAGGUUUGGUGUUUAUUGCACACAGACGUUUUAGUUUUUUUCAGACAGUGAUGAUAUAUGGUGUGAUUUUGUAAAUGCACUAGAAGAUGGGCCGACCUUUUAUUGGUUUAAAUUCAAUGCUGCAGGACUAUAUAUCUGCAACAGGUGUUGUUUAACAGGAGACUCUCUUUGACAAACACAGUACUGUGCAAUUAUAUUUGCCCCCUCACAGAUUUAUUCUCUUUUUGUUUUGUUUUUGUCACACUUAAAUGUUUCAGAUCAUCAAACACAUUUUAAUAACAGACUAGAUUACCUGAAGAACCUACAGUUUUUAUACAAUGAUUUAAUUUAAGAGAAAAAAAAACUAUUAAAACUCAUAACUGGCUUUGCCACCCUUGGCAGCAAUAACCAUUGAGCCAUUGAGUAUUUAUGAUAACGGACAAUGAGUGUUUGUUUUGGCCCACUCUUGUUUGCAGAAUUGUUUUAAUUCAGCCACAUCGGAGGGUUUUCAAGUGUGAAUAGCAUGUUUGAGGUCAUGCUAUGUCGGUCAUGUCAGUGGAAUUAAAGCCCAGACUUUGACUUUAUUUUAUUGUCUUUUGUGAGCCAUUCCGAUGUGGACUAGCUUGUGUUCUUCAAGUCAUUGUCCUAACUUUAGUGUGCUUGAGCUAAAGCUCAUGAACUGAUGGUGGAACAUUAUCCUUCAGGAUUCUCUGGUUGAGAGCAGAACUAAUUGUUCGGCAAAUCACCCUGGUCCUGAAGCAGCAAAGCAGCCCCAGACCAUCACACUACCACCACCGUAUUUGACUUUCAGUAUGAUGUUUGUUCUCUGAAAUGCUGUUUGUUUUGCAUCAGAUGUAACGAGAUGCACACUUUCCAAAAAGUCCUACUCUUGUCUCGUCACUCCACAGAAUAUUUUCCUAAACGUUGUGUGAGAUGGACCUUUGUGUUACUUCUGGUCGGCAGUGGUUUUGGCUUGGAACUACUCAACUGAUACAAUUGUUGGCCAGUCUUUUUCUUGUUCCUAAAUCAUGAACUAUUACUUCAACCGAGGCGAGUGUGGCAUGCGGUGUGUGUAGAUGUUGUUCUUGGUGAACUCGUGGAUGAGUCAUUGAUUCGCUCUUGGAGUAAUUUUGGCACUCAGACUGCUUAGAAGGUUCACCACUUUGUCAUUUAUUCUCCAGCUGGGAAUAAUGUGUCACAUGUUUUGCUGAAAUCCCAAAGCCUUCGAAAUGGCUCUGUAACCCUUUAUAGACUGAUAAGCUGUUUUUGAAUUUCUUUAGGAGGGGACCUGAUGUGAUGUUUUUUGAGAUCUUUUAGCUUACUUCAUGUUGUCAGACUAUUUAGGUGAUUUCUUAAUUCAACAGCUCUAGUAGUAAUCAGGCCUGGGUGUGGCUAGUAAAAUAGAGAUCAUCUUUGAGAAAAUUAGGUAAAUCACAGUUAAUUCAAGGUAGAAAAGGGUGGGGGUACUUACUUUUCACAUUGAACCAGGUUAGUCUGGUUAGCUUUGUUCCCUUUAAAAAAUGAAAUUGUAAUUUAAAAACUGCUUUAAGUGUGACAACAUCAAAAAGCUAAAACAAAACAAAUCUGUAAGGUGUUUUUUCAUAGAACUGUACAUACUGUACCCUAAAAGACAGACAACAUGAGCUGCACAGCUGCCUUAACCUGACCUACUGUAACAGUCGACAACACCAUCCCAACACAGCAUUAUUUUUUUUAUCUAAGCCCAGAGGUGCUUGGUGGUAGGACACGAUAUGAAUUCAAUUCAGUUCAGUUUAUUUAUAUAGUGCCAUUUCACAACACUUGGGUCUCAAGGCAUUUCACAAAUGUCAGGUACAUUCCAAUUAAUCCUAAUCAUUGAACAGUGCAGUCAGAUUCA